GGCUUAUUGUGAGGUAAUGGGCAGGUCACAGUCACUGAGGGAGUUCUAGGGAGGAGACUGGAGCCCAGGCUUCUUCAAAGCCUGGAUGCGAACACGCUCAGAUAUCAGGUUCACCAGAAUUGUUAGGGGAGGGCCUCCAACCCUGAAAUUCAGCCUGAAGGCUUACUCCUGAAUAUGAAAUCCUGGGUUGGCCUUGUGAAAGAAGGCCCCAAUCUCCAGGACUUUUGGCUGGCUCAAUUAGUGAGCAAUGAUGAUUUCCCACUGAUGCCCGAGAGGAGGGCAACCAGUGGCUGUCCCUGUGGGUCUGUCCAGUAUUCACUGCAGCUUGACAGUAGAAGCCCAAAUCCCCAAGAUGUUUGGUGGGUACAACAAAUGGGCAAAGAGAGUUAUACACAGGCGACCCUGAAUAUUGUUCCAGUGGAAGAUUCCCUUGGGACAGCUGGGUGCUCAUCCCAUAUUCCAAAUAGAAGCCAAGAUCUUAAAACUUUUUGGCUAGUCCAACCAGUGGACAAAGAUGGUCUCCCAGAAAGGCCCACAAAGAAGGAUGUAGGUGGCCAAGUGAUGGGGGGAUCUGGGUCCUCACCACACUUUCAAGAAAGGGGCCCUGAUCCCCAGACUCUGUGGGAGGUCCAACAGGUGGGCAAAGACCACUUCCCACGGAAACGCGGGAAGACAGCUCAAGGUGGCCGUCGUUUUGGGACUGGUUGGUAUUCAGCACAGCAUCAAAACAGGGCCAAUGGUCCUCAGACUUCUUGGUUCGUGCAACAAGUAAGCACAGAUGAUGUCCAGAUGCCUGGGAAGAGGGUUCCUGGUCCUACUGGGGACUGCUGGUAUCCACCACAUUUCCAUACAGGGAGCCCUGAUCACCAAGAUAUCUGGCUGGCCCAACCAGUAUACAAUGCCUAUGUCCCAGUGAUACCCAUGAAGAGAAUUCGAAGUGACUGCCCUUUUGGGGCAACUUGGUACUCACCACAAUUUCUACAAAGGGUACUUGAUUUACACAUUCAUGCCCACCAUCACCACUGUGUAGGACAUGCCCACCAUCACCGCUGUGUACGACAUGCCCACCGUCACCGCUGUGUACGACAUGCCCACCGUCACCGCUGUGUACGACAUGCCCACCGUCACCGCUGUGUAGGUCAUGCCCACCAUCACCGCUGCACAGGACAUCUGUGUCUCCCAACUAGGCUUGAGCAGAAGAGAACCAGCGAUUCUGUCUUUUUUGUGAUAUGUGAUGAGACAAGUCCAGAAUACAUUUAUAUUCCUUGUCAUCCUACCCAUCAGUAAUAAAAAUCUCUUCAUUCAUGCCAUGAAAUAAAGAGUUUGAAAGGGUACAGAAA
This is a messenger RNA of Monodelphis domestica (gray short-tailed opossum), 1340 nucleotides long. NCBI's taxonomy places the organism in Eukaryota, Metazoa, Chordata, Mammalia, Didelphimorphia, Didelphidae. The record is from RefSeq and is a predicted model, not a curated record.